This is a messenger RNA of Torulaspora globosa, 1860 nucleotides long. It is a transcript of the gene FET3, whose product is annotated as ferroxidase FET3. NCBI's taxonomy places the organism in Eukaryota, Fungi, Ascomycota, Saccharomycetes, Saccharomycetales, Saccharomycetaceae. The coding region runs from base 1 to 1860 and encodes 619 amino acids. The transcript has a single exon. Gene Ontology annotation, biological process: cellular response to iron ion starvation; reductive iron assimilation. The record is from RefSeq and is a predicted model, not a curated record. Gene Ontology annotation, molecular function: copper ion binding; ferroxidase activity. Gene Ontology annotation, cellular component: high-affinity iron permease complex.
AUGAGCUUAGUGACGGUUUUCCUACUGGUAAUUUCAAGCGUUGUCACGUUUGCAAAGGCAGCUACACAUACGUUCAAUUGGACCACUGGUUGGGAUUAUAGAAAUGUGGAUGGCGUUCGUGAGAGGCCGGUAAUUACCUGCAACGGUGAGUUUCCGUGGCCGGAUGUGAGAGUCACGAAGGGUGAUCGGGUUCAGGUUUAUUUGACCAAUGGUUUCAACAAUAGUAACACAUCUUUGCAUUUCCAUGGGUUGUUCCAGCGGGGCAACAGUCAGAUGGAUGGGGUGCCGGGGCUGACCCAGUGUCCUAUCGUGCCAGGGUCUACUAUGCUGUACAAUUUCACUGUCGAGGACAAUUCCGGUGCAUAUUGGUACCAUUCGCAUACCGAUGGUCAGUAUGAAGACGGUAUGAGAGCUGCGUUCAUUAUCGAUGACGGAGAAAAUAACGAGAAUUAUCCUUACAAGUACGACGAGGAAGUGGUGUUGACCAUAGGCGAGUGGUACGACCGCCCGGUGCAUGAGUUGAACAGGCUGUUUUUGAAUCUGAACAACCCCACCGGUGCAGAGCCGAUCCCGCAAAACUUGAUCCUGAACGACACGCGCAACCUGACGUGGGAAGUGAAGCCUGACACUACGUAUCUGUUGAGAUUGAUCAACGUUGGUGGCUUUGUGUCGCAGUAUUUCUGGAUCGAGGACCACGAGCUUACAGUGGUCGAGGUUGAUGGUGUGACGGUUGAGCAGAACACCACUGAUAUGCUUUAUGUGACCGUGGCGCAGCGUUACACGGUGCUGGUGCACACUAAGAACGACACUUCGAGGAAUUAUGCCAUUAUGCAGAAGUUCGAUGAUACGAUGCUGGAUAAAAUCCCGACAUACCUGGAAUUGAACGCUACGUCGACUUUGAGCUACAGCGCCGACUUGGGGGCGGCCAGCGAAAAUUACGUUGACGCUCUCGAACCUUUGGAUGACUUCUACUUGGUUCCUUACAACAAGCAAGAGGUCUACGGCGACCCCGAUUACGUUAUCACCGUGGAUGUCUCUAUGGACAACUUGAUCAACGGUGUCAAAUACGCUUUCUUCAACAACAUCACCUACAGGGCCCCCAAGGUUCCAACUUUGAUGACCGUUCUUUCUGGCGGUGACAACGUCACCGACCCCUACAUCUACGGUACAAACACAAACACUUUUGUCCUGCAAAAGGACGACAUCGUCGAGCUUGUGCUGAACAACUUCGAUAAUGGCACGCAUCCUUUCCAUUUGCACGGCCAUGCUUUCCAGACGAUCGUUAGAGACCGUGCUUAUGAGGAUGCACCUCGCCGAUACGACGACAGCGACCACCCUGAGUUCCCGGAGUAUCCGAUGAUCAGAGACGUCGUCUAUGUGAACCGGCAGUCGAACUUUGUGAUCAGAUUCAAAGCCGACAACCCUGGCGUGUGGUUUUUCCACUGCCACAUCGAAUGGCAUUUGCUGCAGGGUCUUGCGAUCGUGCUCGUCGAAGAUCCCUUGGCAAUCCAGGCUACUGCGUCCCAGCAUUUGACCGACAGCGUCCAGGAGGUCUGUAGAGACGCUGGCAUAGCCCUGGCUGGCAACGCUGCUGGUAACACGGUCGACUUUUUUGAUUUGACCGGCCAGAAUGUGCAAGAGAAGAGGAUCCCAUCUGGUUUCACCAAGAAGGGCAUUAUCGCGAUGACUUUUUCAUGUUUGGCCGGUGUUCUCGGGCUGAUUACGCUGUCCGUCUAUGGUCUGCUGGAGCAGCCUGAAGUAGCCUCCGAGAAGCUCAUGCAAGAUUUUAAUCUCGGCCCUCAAGAGCUGAUUGAAGAACGAUCCACCAGUUCGAACUCCGUCGACAGAGUGAAUCCAUAA